AUGGUCCGACUCAAAAACCGGUAUUUACUGGUCAAUAUCCUGUACCCUGAACUAGAGGACCGCAAAGGGAAGACCAAAGUCCCGGAUAUUGUGGAAUUCAAUCAGCCAACGACAGACGCCUUCACAGCCGGAGCUCUGCUGAAGGGGCUGAAAGCAGAAAUCGCGGACGUAUUUGGAGAUUACGGAUCUGGAGCUAUUUCCGAGAGUCUUAAUGUGAAGUAUCUUUCUCCGGCGACCUCGACUUUCAUCCUCCGAGUUUCGCGGGCAUAUUAUAAGCUUGCUUGGGCGGCAUUAUCACUCAUGACUUCUGUCCCUGUCAAGGACGGCAAGAACUGUGUGUUUAGAGUAGUGCGAGUUAGCGGGACAAUUAGGAAGGCAGAGGAGGAAGCUAUUCGGAGAGCCAGGGAGCUGAUCUUGAAAGCCAGA
Messenger RNA from Hyaloscypha bicolor E, 426 nucleotides. RefSeq lists its product as uncharacterized. The transcript has 2 exons. Gene Ontology annotation, biological process: tRNA 5'-leader removal. NCBI's taxonomy places the organism in Eukaryota, Fungi, Ascomycota, Leotiomycetes, Helotiales, Hyaloscyphaceae. Gene Ontology annotation, cellular component: ribonuclease P complex. Gene Ontology annotation, molecular function: ribonuclease P RNA binding. The annotation marks the transcript as partial. The record is from RefSeq and is a predicted model, not a curated record.